Molecule: messenger RNA, 846 nt
Organism: Gekko japonicus
Lineage: Eukaryota; Metazoa; Chordata; Lepidosauria; Squamata; Gekkonidae
Product: fibrinogen-like protein 1-like protein
Exons: 2
Coding region: 1-846 (281 amino acids)
Source: RefSeq, a predicted model, not a curated record
AUGAAUUUGAAAAAUUCACUGGGGUGUAUCCUACUGCUGUUCGUUCAGUGUGGACUAUGGACAAGUGCAGAAGAGGUCCUUGAACUUGCCAAUUCUCACAUGCUUUCACCAGGAGGCUAUACGAGACUGAUCAACAUUAAUACAAAAGAUUAUCCACGGGACUGCAGUGAAAUUUUUCAGCAAUCUGAGCAGAGUUCCAGAGAUGGUAUUUACAUCAUUCAGCCAGCAAAGGAGCCUAUUGGUGUGUACUGCGAUAUGCAAGAUGGUGGCUGGACAGUGAUUCAGCACAUUACUGCCAACAGUACUGUGGACUUUGAUAGGACCUGGCAGGACUAUAAAUAUGGAUUUGGUUUCCUUAAUGACAACUACUGGUUAGGGAAUGAGUAUAUGCACCAGUUAACCAGUUCUUCAAGACCAUAUAUACUUAGGGUUAAACUUGUAGACCUAAAUGCUGAAAUUAAGUGGGGAGAAUAUGAGCCAUUCCUCAUUGAGGAUGAAGCAUCUCAAUAUAGGAUCAGGCUUGGCUUGUAUAAAGGCAAUGCUGUUGAUGCUCUGACUCAGGAUACAGAAGCAUAUCUUCAUGACAACCAGAAGUUUACUACAAAAGACAAAGAUAACGAUAACUAUUUUCAAAAUUGUGCCAAACUGGAAUACAAUGGUAUUCCUGGUGGAGGCUGGUGGUAUGAUGCUUGUGCUGGAGCAAAUCUGAACCGAAGGAAUGUUAUAUAUUGGCAGAAGGACUGUAAUAAAGAGCACAUGUGUAAAUAUGCCUGGAUGAUGGUCAAGCCAGUAGACCACAGUCAGGACCAUUCCAAGGCUUGUCCUGUUCAGAAAGAUGAACUGUAA